Phoenix dactylifera (date palm) is the source of this 2408-nucleotide messenger RNA. RefSeq names its product TBP-associated factor 5 (gene TAF5). Gene Ontology annotation, cellular component: transcription factor TFIID complex. Gene Ontology annotation, biological process: transcription initiation at RNA polymerase II promoter. NCBI's taxonomy places the organism in Eukaryota, Viridiplantae, Streptophyta, Magnoliopsida, Arecales, Arecaceae. Gene Ontology annotation, molecular function: protein binding; RNA polymerase II general transcription initiation factor activity. The record is from RefSeq and is a predicted model, not a curated record.
GAAGUGCCGAUUUGGGGGCACAACGGUAGAGCUUCUUCUAUCGUACUCCCUCCCUUCCGCCCAAAAAUAAAACCCUAGAGUAGCGGAAGAAGCUCUCUUGCUCUCGUCCUCCCCCGAACUCCUUCAAUCUUGGGCUCCAAUGGAGGAGGAGGAGCUCCAGAAGGCCGUGUACGCUUAUCUGAGGAAGAAAGGCUUCAGGCAGACUGAGCUCGCCCUUCAAGAAGAGCAGAACCGCCUUUCCUCCUCCGCUCAGUCCGAUCUCGCUGUCUCCAGAUUAGACAAUGAUCCUGCAAGAUACCAUGAUGCGUAUAGCAAGCUAAGAUCGUGGGCAUAUAGUUCAUUGGAUUUGUACAAGCAUGAGCUUCUCCGUGUGCUCUAUCCAGUUUAUAUACACUGCUUCAUGGAUCUUGUGGCAGAAGGGCAUAUGCAGGAAGCUCGUACAUUUUUUCAUACUUUUCGUGAAGACCAUGAACUGACGCAUUUACGGGACCUUCAAAAGCUGGAAGGCAUUCUCUCACCCUCACAUUUGGAGGAGAUGGAGCUUGCUCGUUCUUUGAGGCAAAACAAAGUCAAAAUAAAACUGUGUGAGUAUUCCUACGACCUCCUGCUGCAAUACCUUCAGAAGACACAAUCCUUUACCAUGCUUGGGAUAAUCAAUGAACAUAUAAAUUUUGAAGUAUCUGCUGGGCAGCCUUCCUCAAUUUCUGAUGAUGCGGAUGUUGUAGCCUUAGUGGGGAGUAGCCAGGACAUAGCUAAACACAUUAAUCAGAAGGAAGUACGUUGGGGGUUGCUUGAAGAUUCAGUUGAAGAACGUUUGGAGAGAGCACUUUCAGACUCUGAGAAGGCUGAGGGUGAAAACAAAGAGGUGGACCCAGAAGAUAGCAAGCAGAAAAGGUCUGUGGAGGGAGCAAAACAAGGUGUUUCUGUCAAGAAGUUGAAAAAGGACAAGCUUGUUGGUGCAACGGGGAAAAACAUCCGCUCUGAGACAAGCACAGUCUCCAUGGCUCCUCGAGUGAAACCAGAGCUUACUCUACCUGUGAUGACUACUGAAGUAGAACAAUCUAUUCUCGAGGACUUAAGAAAUCGGGUGCAAUUAAGUAGCUUGGCAUUACCUUCUAUCAGCUUCUAUACCUUCAUUAAUACACAUAACAGUUUAAAUUGUUCAUCUAUUUCUCAUGAUGGGUCAUUGGUUGCUGGUGGAUUUUCCGACUCUUCUCUGAAGGUUUGGGACAUGGCAAAGAUUGGUCGACCCACCAAAACCUUUACCGAACAACAACCUUCAGCCAAUUUGCAGGGGGAAAGUGAAUCUGUUCAAAAUGAGCAUUUGCUGGGGCCGGAGGAGAGGAAAAGAUCUUACACAUUGUUUCAGGGUCAUGCUGGACCUGUUUAUUCAGCUACAUUUAGUCCUUUUGGGGAUUUUCUUUUGUCUUCAUCAUCAGAUUCAACAAUCCGGUUAUGGAGUACCAAACUGAAUUCAAAUCUUGUCUGCUACAAAGGUCAUAAUUACCCUGUGUGGGAUGUUCAAUUUAGUCCUGUUGGCCAUUAUUUUGCUAGUUGUUCACAUGAUCGGACUGCUAGAAUUUGGUCGAUGGACAGAAUCCAACCUCUGCGAAUAAUGGCUGGACAUCUUUCUGAUGUUGAUUGUGUACAAUGGCAUGCCAAUUGUAAUUACAUUGCAACCGGAUCAAGCGACAAAACUGUCAGACUUUGGGAUGUACAAAGUGGGGAAUGUGUACGUGUUUUCAUUGGUCAUAGGAGCAUGGUAUUGUCAUUGGCAAUGUCUCUUGACGGACGAUAUAUGGCUUCUGGUGAUGAAGAUGGUACCAUCAUGAUGUGGGAUCUCUCAAGCGGUCGGUGUGUUUCACCAUUAAUGGGACAUAGCUCCUGUAUAUGGACACUUGCUUUUAGUUGUGAGGGGACAUUGCUUGCUUCUGGAUCUGCUGACUGUACUGUUAAAUUAUGGGAUGUGACCGCCAGCAUGAAGGUGCCAAGGAUGGAGGAGAACAAAGCUAGCAGCACGAACCGACUGAGAUUGUUGAAGGCUCUCCCGACCAAGUCUACUCCUGUCUACACAUUACGGUUCUCUCGGAGGAAUCUUUUGUUUGCUGCUGGGGCACUUUCAAAACAGGUGUGAAUAUGGCUGUUAAAAUGAGCGGCAGAGUACACAUACGGUUUAGAAGAAGUCAGUUCGUGCAUAUGUAUGUCUCUACAUUCUUUCAUGUUUGAAUCCGAGGCAUCUUCAUUUUCUUUUUAGAAGUUGGCUCUAUUGUAUGUUUCUUUUUCUUUUUUAUUUUUUCCCGAGAACAUGUCUAUCUGCUGUUGCUGAUUGUUUUUCCCCUUAGUUUUGAAAGAUUGUAUUUAAACACAUUCCUGCAGCAAGACUCAAUUUAAAUGUCGUAUUUAUUUAA